Messenger RNA from Lathyrus oleraceus (garden pea), 594 nucleotides. RefSeq names its product mitochondrial outer membrane protein porin 2-like. Gene Ontology annotation, biological process: monoatomic anion transmembrane transport. The coding region runs from base 1 to 594 and encodes 197 amino acids. The transcript has a single exon. The record is from RefSeq and is a predicted model, not a curated record. Gene Ontology annotation, molecular function: voltage-gated monoatomic anion channel activity. NCBI's taxonomy places the organism in Eukaryota, Viridiplantae, Streptophyta, Magnoliopsida, Fabales, Fabaceae. Gene Ontology annotation, cellular component: mitochondrial outer membrane.
AUGUUUUCCAAAGGCCCCGGUAUCUUCUCCGACAUCGGAAUAUUAUCCAGAGAUAUCCUUACCAAAGAUUACAACUCCGAUCAACGGUUCACAAUAUCCUCCUCCACCAACUCCGGCAUCGAUUUGCAUUCAACGUUAUUGAAGAGUAGAGGACUUUCCUCCGGUGAUGUUGCUGCUCAAAUUAACCACAAAAAGAAUACUCUUCUUUUCAAAGUUGAUACCGAAUCAAGUGUGUUGACAACAUUUACUCUCACAGAUUUUGUGUCUUCUGCGAAAGCCGUUGCUUCUAUUCGAUUACCUGAUUACAAAUCCGGAAAGAUUGAGGUUCAAUAUCUUCAUGAUCAUGCUGGUUUUACUACUUCUGUUGUUUUAAAUUGCAACCCUGCUAUUGAUUUUUCUGCGACAAUUGGUACUCCUGGGAUUGCAUUUGGCGCGGAAACUAGCCACUCCACAAGUGUUGGGAAGCUUACAAAGUAUAAUGUUGGAUUGUGUUUGAAGAUGCCGAGUUCGCAUACUUCCACCCAAUUUUCCGGAAGAUUCAAAGACGGUGUUGAUUGCUCAGUUAAGGAUGCUUCGCAAGGUUUUGCCCGUUGA